AUGGUUUCAUGGGUACAAAUAAGUUACACGAAAGUUACAAGGGAAUUACACGGAGGUUACAGAGAGUAUAACUCGGAUAUAACUCCCCUGCUUAAAGCCGGGAACGUUGGGAAUCCUUCUUUCGCCUCCGUAAUCCCAUAUUUUUAUGGCCUUCCCUGCAACAGAAGCGAAGCAGCCAUGGAAACCACGAAGCCCUCGCCGGCCACUAGGCUUGGCUCCCUCACCAGGACGGUCACCAAGAUCUUCCGCCACCGCCGGACUGCCACCUUCUCCGGUGUGUUCGAUGAAGAAAGCUAUAACCAGAAGCUGAAGUCCAAUCUAUCGGGGUUCAUAGAUUCCCGUAUUUCCACCGAUUGUAAUCCUAAGGAGAAGCCUAAGCUGGAUGAAUCAGCCAGCAGUAGCAGCAGCGGCAACAACAGAAAUGAGUUAGAGCUCCAGGUCGCGGAAUCGCCCUACGAUCCAGACACCAUUCAGGCUUCAGACCAGGCUGUUGUAUCGGAGCUCAAGCAUCUGUCUAUGCUAAAGCAAUCUUAUCUCAAAAGCCCUAAACAAUUAGAAACCCUGUCAUCGCCGGCGGACUCCCAAACCGAAUUUGCCGACGGCUUCCCCGGCAGGCUGCACCGUUGCGUUUACGGUGGUGCCGGGUUUCAGGGUGGGGAAAACUUCGAUCCAAUGCGAGGUGUACGUAUCGGAGGAAGGGAAGCGAAAUGGAGGGUCCAGAUGAUUUCUCGACCAAAUUAG
Messenger RNA from Phalaenopsis equestris, 741 nucleotides. RefSeq lists its product as uncharacterized. Bases 1 to 741 code for a protein of 246 amino acids. NCBI's taxonomy places the organism in Eukaryota, Viridiplantae, Streptophyta, Magnoliopsida, Asparagales, Orchidaceae. The transcript is spliced from 4 exons. The record is from RefSeq and is a predicted model, not a curated record.